CACCGGUCACCUCUCAGCAGUCAGGCUCAGCUGCAGUGAAUGGAAGCGAGGCGCGCGCACGCAGAGAUCACUCGCCCUUGCUUGUUAUUAACGUUAAUAACGUUAUCUCUCGCGUCACUCAUGUCCCCGGCGACGACGACGGCCGCCGCAGCAGCCGAGGAGCGGAACGGGAACCGCGGUUCAGGUGCACCGCUGUGAUUGAAAUACACGGAAGUUUUGACGCCACCGAGCAGAAAGGAGAUGAGCACACCGCUCAAAGGAUAGCCCCCCUCCGCCUCCCUCCUCCUCCGCUCCCCUCCCUUCGGUUUGUGGACAAGUGUUUAUCCGCUGCGAGGCGAGAGCUCGGUCCGUGAUGGGAUUCCUUCAGGAGCGACCUGCCGCCUAUCGUUAACCCCUCUGGAGGUAAGGAGUGAAGCCAAACGACGGUUAACUAACAAAAGAGACCCGGUGGGGUGUCGGACGGGAGCAGCUUAUACGAGAAGUGCUCCGGUUUGAGUUUGUGCUGGCGAAAGUUGACUACAACAUCCCCGUCGGUUAGUUGGCAACUAAAUAUGGAUGUCAGUUAUUUGUAACGCACUCGGGAGAAGUCGUGUGUCCCGUGAAGCGAGGCUGUUUCCUACAUGUAGCGACUUGACACCCCCUCCCUGCCAGCUCCACACAUUAUCGCUUCUUUAACCAUUACCAUCAUCUCCGGUGCUGUUCGGGCACAGCUGUGAAGGCGGUCGACGCACGCAAACUUGUGGUAUCAUAAAAACAGCAUGCCAUUUGAUGAAGGAACUUCUCUUCAGAGAUCGGGAUUGGAUACUAAAGCUGUGAUGUUUGGCAAGUUUUUGUUACCUGUGCUGAGAACUCAAUAAGUGUUGGAAGAAUAACUUUUCUAGAGUUUCAAAGAGGAUAUAUUAAACAGCUGUGGUGAUUCUUGAUGACCGGUGGUCUUGGAAAAGUGAUGGAGACAGAAGAAAGGGAGGAUGUUUCACAAAAACACACAGCUAAAGUGGAGGCAGAGGAUGAGGUAACCCCAUGCCACACCUGCGGGGUGUGUGGUCGCAGUUUUCCACUUCUAAGCUCUCUAUCUCAGCACAUGAGAAGACACACUCGGGAGAAGCCUUACAAGUGUCCCUACUGUGAGCACAGGACAGCUCAGAAGGGCAGCCUAAAGGCCCAUAUUAGAAGCCAUAAAUUGGGCCUUUUGAGCCAAAACCUCAGUGACAGGGAGGGGGAUGGAGAUGAAGGGCAAAAAGAGGAUGCUGAUAUAACUGACCCUCCUGAGCUCAGCAGCCCACCUGAUAAAGCUCAUAACAUUAAUGGAAAGGUCAAGAAGAAAACAACCAAGAAAAAGGUUAAAGAUGGUGUCGAGGUUAGCGAUGGAGGUGAUGACGGACCUUUUUCCUGCACCAUUUGUGGCCAGGUUUUCCCUCAGGUAUUACUCCUCAAGUCCCACAUGAAAAGGCACCGUGGCUCUCAGGAUCACGGUUGCCGGAUAUGUGGACGACGCUUUCGCCAAGCGUGGUUCCUCCAAAGUCACAUGCGCAUUCAUCGAGUGAAAGCCCAGCUAAGGGGCAGCAAAAGCAACGAACCGCCUGCCACCAUCAACGGGGUUCCUCAGGACCCAGCAUUACUGACGAAUGAAGAGUGCCUCUAUGAGCUCUGUGCAGGCUGCGGUAACUUCUUCAAUGACCGCAGGACACUGCAGAUACAUGAAAAGUUGCAUAAACUGAACCACACCCGCACUCAGAUGCAGAAUCCAACACAAGGAAAUGUGGAGUCCUCCGAGGUGCAAGAUGCUAAGAGGCAGUUUUUGGAAAGCCUGAACCUCAUUUCUGCUGGACCCAGGGAAAGCCCUGCAGAAGUGAAGCCGGGCAGUCGAAUUCCUGAGCUGGAUCCAAUUUGUAGUUACCAGUCAUGGCAGUUAGCUACAAGAGGACGGCUAGUGGAGGCUACAGAAAAAUGUCUGGGAUGGGAGGAGAGAUUAGCUGAUGCGGAAGUGGCAUAUGACAUAGAAAAAGGCGAGUACGUCCCCUUGAAGCAAGAGAAGAAGAGAAAGCCAAAUGACACAGCCGGCUCCAAUCUUAAGAAGAGGAAGGGUGAUGCAGGCCUUGAUCACAAAGGUGGUGACAAAAAGAUUAGCCAGAAGGACUCUAUUCUGCUGAAUGGACUUGGUCAAGCAUUUUAUGAAGCACUACAGACUAAAAACGUUAAAGAUGUUCACUCCUCAUCUAAACAGACGAAGAACAUCAAGAGCCUAGACCAGGAAGAUAAAAAGAAAUAUUUCUGCGAGCACUGUGAUUUCCACACUGUUGACACCGCGCUACUCAGGUCUCACCUGCACACGCAGCACCAGGACUUCCUGAGUUCCUACAGCAAACAGAGCACCAAUUUGGACAUAAGCAGAAGUGGUUCCAAAGCCUCAAGAUACAUGGACUACCUCAGAAGCAGGAGCAUCCUGCUCAGUCAGCCAUAUUGGAAUCCAUAUUCAUGUUCUCCAAGCCAGGAGUUAGUAGAGUCAAACAUUAAAAUGGAAAAGACAAAUGGCUCAGAGGUGAAAGAGCAGGGACAUGCUACUGGCGAUGCUAGCAGCCUCCUCAAUCUUUCUUCUUUACCCAUAACUGAUGUUAGUUUUUCAGUAAAAACACAGGGCCUGGUGAGACAUCAGUGCCCAUACUGCUCCCACACCACCAACUACCCAGAAGUACUGUGGAUCCAUCAGCGUGUUGCCCACAGGGUGGAUGGCAGCAGUACCAUGGCACCCAAGUGGGCACCUAGCAUUAAUAGUCUCAAGAGUUUAAAGGCAGGUGCUUCUCAGUGGAGACGCACAGGGCCGCCACCCUUCCUCGAAGGCAAGGACUGUCCAGCUUUGCCUACUCCAAGAACGCAGCGCACACAGCCUCCCGGGGUCACAAACCAUGGCAGCAGCAGCAGCAGCAAUAAGCAGUCGUCCCACAAGAAUCAAUCAAGCACCCUGAAGUCCAAGCAUCAGUCAAAGGACUCACGACCUUCAGAUGCGACACAGUCUAGUGGCAAGGUUGGACUCCAAAAUCAAAAGAAGGAGCAUAACCGAACAGUGGGGGGUGGAUCUAAAGGCUCCAGCACCCAAACUACUUCGUCAAACAGCAUUGUGAACAGCAUUGUGAACAGCAAGAGUCUCCAGAGCUUGCAGCCUACCAGCAGCCCAAAACAAAGAGGCAACAGAGCCACUGUGGAGGGGAACUUCCCACAGGAGGGUUUGGGUUUUAUGCUGGCAAGAAAUCGCAGUGGGAAUUCUUCUUCUUCCUCUAACACAGAUAAGCUCCACUCUCGCAGGCAUUCAAGUGACUUUUCUUCAGGUCCCAAAGGUUCUGAUCUCUGGGCUGCCAUGAAUAUGUGGGGGCUACACGGAAGCAAAGCAUAUUUAGAUACACUCCGAAUAUCUCAGGGAAAGAGUGAAUCAACAGGAGAAACGCCAACGGACAUCGAUAUUUUAAGUAUCCUGAAAAACUACAGUCCACAUGAUCUGGCAGCUCUCUAUCAGCACUGGGGCUUUGUUGAUCCCAGGCUUGUUUCACAGGCAACGAUGCAGUUAAAUGGAAACUUUGGAAAUGAAGUCCAUUCCUCGUCUGAAGCUUCCAAACAGAUGAACAGCCACUCCACUUCAUCCUCAGGGUCUCUGCAUAAAGGAACGUAACGAAACAUUGUGCUUCUCUUGGCUGCAAAGUUCUAACUGCUGAAAAAAGAGAGGCCUGCUGUUCUUCAAAGGAACUAGCCAUAACUCCUGGAGAGCACAGAGGCUCUGGAAUCUGCACAAUAUAUGCAAAGCAAUGCGGUGGACUUGUUUGAUUUUGUAUUAUGACUGUUUGAUUUGAAGUGUUAAGCAUGUUACGAGUGUAGAUAUGAUAGUUAAAUAAACACAUAUGAUGUGUUUUUGAUUAUUUUAUUUGGUGAAAAUGAGGCAAAUGUUCAGGAUUAUUGUACAAAACAACAGGAAAGCAUUGUAGAAGUACCACAGCCAGGUGGAAAUUAAAUGUAGAGCCACAACUAUGUGGCUAAACAGAUGUUCUCUUGGCUUUAGGCCCAGAUAUCUGCUUGUUUUUGGUUACAAAAAGUAGAUCCUUGCAGAGCAAUACAACAUACCAAAUCUUACAACUCAUAAUUCCACUAAAACAGCUGUGAUGCAAAUACAUGUUUUUAACUGCUGUAUAUCAGUGUCGAGUUUAAGUUUGUUGUUUUGUUUCAUGUACAAAUGUCUUCUUUUUUAAGUUUUUAAUUUUCUUGGUUGAGUAUGUGAUUUUUGUUGCAGAUAACAUGGUGUCACUUGUGUUUUCAGCCCACAAUUUAAAUUCAAAGGACUCUCCUUUAAAAUGCACGUGUUGACCCAAGGCCUUAGUCACACAGGCCUAGAGACCCCUUUGCAAACCCCUGGCAGACUUUUGGUACCCUAACAGCUGGUGAGUCGUUCCUGGAGGUUGCUGAGUGAGAUGUGUCGCGAGGAGGGUGCUGCACCAAAAAUCUUCUUGUCAUUGCUUUGGUCAUUAGCAUAUUAAUGCUAUCACUCAUUGUUUACACUGGAAAUGUUGAUUUGUAUGCUAGCACUUGUCAACUUGUCACUUUAACCAAGACAUUUCAGAAGGCACAACUCUUACUUUAAAGGUAAAUGUUCUACAUUGUCCAGUUUGCACUUUUUCCACUUCUCUUUUUUAAAUAUUUUUUGGCCUUUUUACAGCUUUCUUUGAAAGGGUACAGUGAAGAAUGACAGGAAAGCAGAGGAGCGAGAGCAGGGAAGGCACAGGCCACAGGUCAGAUUCAAACCCAGGCUGGCUGCUCUCAGCCAUGCGGCAUAUGGGCACCUCACUACUCCCACUUUUCAUUGUUUGACUGACACUCGACACAAGUAGUUGGCGACUGUUUGCAACAUCUUCUGUAUAAACUGCAGGGGAUCACAGCAAUCGAGAGACCAAAGCAAUAACAAGGUUUUUGUUGCGGCACCUUUUUGAUGACCAAUAUCAACAAGCAGCCACCCGCCUGGUGAUGUGGACGCCAGUAAAUGCGAUACCUCGAGAAUGAGGAGACGUAGGAGCUUCAAAUUAAUAACACACAGGUGUCUCUACUAAAAAUCUCUGACAGGGUUAAUCACUGCCUGGUCUUUAAGGCUCUGCUAUUUUAAUAUAUAUGAUUUUUUUUUUCAGUGUUCAAAACUUUAUAUUUUGAACCCUACCCAAACCUUUUCUCCAGUUUUACACAUUCCUCAUGUAGUUUCACCAGUCCAGUCCACUUAAAAUCAAAGUGGGCUGUAUGUGGCCCACAGUGUAAAAAGACUUUGACAUCCCUGCUCUAAGGUUUUAGCAGAUGUUUUCACAGAACAACAAGCAACCCAUUUUUCCCUAGCAACUGAUGGUUGAAAGGUGGUUGCCAAACGGUCGCUAUCCCUGUGUGACCAGGGCCUAAGACAGAAAUAGUGCUUUUUUUCCUGUCAGUUUGGAAUCAGUAUUUCUCCUAAGGUCAGAUAUGUAAUUCAGUUGCUUCAGGCACAGCAAUGCCAUCGAGUCCUCUAGCUCUGCUUCAGGUUAACAAACUGCUCCGUUGUAGUUUACAGUAACUUCAGCAGACCAGUGAAACAGCACAACCAGAAACGGUGCCCUAGUGUUUAUCUUGUAUUUUGUUAAUGAAAAGUCGUUGGCCAUUUUCCAAACUUUAGGUCCAGGAUUGAUGUGAAAAAUGAGCACUCGCGCUCGUCAUUGAAGCCAGUCUUCAAAAAGGGUCUCAGAACAACCAGUGAACAAUGAAAAGUGCUGCCAUGUUUUUAUUUUUAUUUUAAAUCCAAGUUUAAAAUUUAAAUGCAACAAUUUGCUCUUAUGUUUUCAAUUAGAGCGCAGACAUCUGCACUUCUUUUGGCAUUAUUCUAGUGAUGUAGCCAUUUAAUGCUGUGAUUUAUUUCUUUUAGAAGUAGAACUUUUAGCAAUGAGCAUUUCUACUGAUCCAAAACUCACCUCAGUCUCCAGUUGUUUUCAUGUGUUUCAUUGUUUGCAGAUUUUAGUAUGUUUACAUUUCAAUUCCUCCUUCUCAGUGUAUUCAUAUCCCAUAGAGACAUAGUCUAUGCAUUUAACUAAAAGCCAUCAACUUAUGGAUUCUUGGGCGAUCUUAAGAAUCCAUAAUUAUGAAAGCACUGACUGUGUGGAGAGAUUUUUCUUCUUUUUGAUAAAUAUUGUAAAUGAUAGUUUUAUUUAAUGGUCUUUGUUUGUUUGCUAUGAGUCGGAUUUCAACAAUUAAAAGUAUUUGAUAUUUGUAGUAGCAGAACAUGUUAAAAACAUGUUGAAUUUUCGUCACCUUUGAGGUCAGGGUCAGCGGGGUGUGAUGCUCCCACAGCAGGUAUCACUGAGCCUGUGUUUUGCAACGACCCUGUAACUGUAACUCCUGUUUGGCAUAAAGAGGCAGGAAGCACUGAGAGAGGGAUAUUUACGCAAGUCUGAACUCUUAUGCAAACCUCCAGCUUACAGUUGAGCUCUCGCUGGGUUCAUUUUUGUGACUAUGUAAACAUGUUUCAUAGUUAUUAUGUUGGUUCAGAAUUUAUAUUUUCGACAGAUCAACAAUUUUUGUCUGACUGUAAAAUUCAAAUAAAGUUGGUUGAUGCCGA
Maylandia zebra (zebra mbuna) is the source of this 6604-nucleotide messenger RNA. RefSeq names its product zinc finger protein 516. NCBI's taxonomy places the organism in Eukaryota, Metazoa, Chordata, Actinopteri, Cichliformes, Cichlidae. The record is from RefSeq and is a predicted model, not a curated record. Gene Ontology annotation, cellular component: nucleus. Gene Ontology annotation, molecular function: RNA polymerase II cis-regulatory region sequence-specific DNA binding; DNA-binding transcription factor activity, RNA polymerase II-specific. Gene Ontology annotation, biological process: regulation of DNA-templated transcription.